This is a messenger RNA of Trichomonas vaginalis G3, 324 nucleotides long. Its product is annotated as protein ubiquitination. The transcript has a single exon. Gene Ontology annotation, cellular component: nucleus; cytoplasm. Gene Ontology annotation, molecular function: protein binding. Bases 1 to 324 code for a protein of 107 amino acids. Lineage: Eukaryota; Parabasalia; Trichomonadida; Trichomonadidae. The record is from RefSeq and is a predicted model, not a curated record.
AUGUCUGCAGAGAUUUUACUUAAUUGCGGAGCAAAUCCAAAUCUAAAAGAUGGAAAUCAAGAAACGCCUCUUCAUUUUGCUGCAAAAAGCAACAGUCUUGAUAUUGUUUCAACUUUAAUUUCUCAUGGGGCAGACAUUAAUGCUAUAAAUGUUAAUGGUUGGACUCCUUUACAUCAUGCAUAUUAUAUUAAAUCAGAUGAGAUGAUACAAAAACUCAUUGACAAUGGCGCUGAUGCAAAUAUUGCAGAUAAAAAUGGACAAAUACCAUCUGAAAUAACGCCUCCAGAAAUUGAACAUGAUGGAGAUGAAGACUUAUCAUUUUAA